GUUGCUGUUGGAAUUUAACCAUUUGUCAAGAUCCUUGCCGUUUACGUGAAUAAGACGAGUAGUUGCGGUAUAUGUCGAUGACGAUGCGCAGAGCCAUUACUGUAGGCUUUGUGUAGGGACGCUCAUCCGUACCCUUGCUUCUGAGUUAGAUUACGUACUAACAAAGAUCCAGGGUAACGUUUCCAGGUUAUCUCCUUGCAAAGGAACACAAAUACGAGACAAUGAUCCCUCGAUAAUUCCCGUAGAACGUGCUAAGCGUAGAGCUUAGAGGUUCCUAGCUGUUUUAUGGAAGUCAGGAAGGGCGACUAAUCCCUAAGUGUUUCCCAUGUUGGUCAGUCCUGCUUCUGACAGUUUGAUUAAACGAGAUCGUUCGAGCCUGCAGGAAUGAGGAUCAUCGGCGGGACCGGCUGCACUACGAUUCCCAUGCUAGAAUGCACCUGGUCCAGGUCUCACUACAGCCCCAGUAGAAACGAUCUUCCAAUGCAGUACCCUACCUUGGCAGAGUGCAUCCUCCAAGAGAAAAAAAAAGACAGGCUCGUCUCUCCAGGAAUAAAUUCCCCACAGCAUCGAAAUCACUGGGUAAAAUCGUAAAGGAGAUCUAUCGUGCCGUAGUUCCUGAAUCACUAUGCUCCGACCUCGACCUUCAUAAAUUCAAGCAAUGGCCACCAUGGCGAAUCGUCAAUGGGUGAUUUGCUAGUAAUCGUAUACGGGAACAGGAGUUUCAUCCUUUAUAUAUACGAUUUAUGCCAAUCUGAUGGGGCUCUGGUUUAGGAGAGAGGAACGUGAUAGGACUUACCUCUCCAUUGGGGACCUAACGCCCAUUCGAGUUUACUAUUAUACGGCCCUGAGACGUGGUGCGUGGCCAAGUUGCGCGGCGGUUCUUUGACUCGUUGGGAGUCAGUCAACUCGGUGACGGCUUCCAUGUAGCGUCGCAUUCAGAGUUCGCGUCCGGGUUUACCUGAUCGCACGCGGGCAUAUUAAGUGUUCCUAUAAUCCUGUUCAAAAGAUAUUGCUACUGUUAUCUUAUACAAUUUUUUAAGACUACCCGGCGAUUAUUUCUUUUUCAAUUUUCAAACUUUACGAGAGUUUUUUUUAUCAACUAUUAUAUCCGCGCCAAGUGUUCGAUCUCAAGAAUUUCGGUGUACAAUGAUGCACAUUAUAAUUGACAGGUGAUAUUAAAAGAGGACUAGCAAUCUUAAAAGUUUUUGAAGUGUCGAGUGUGAUAAAACUAUAAAUCUAAAAACUGUGUCAACAUAACAAAAUAAAAGUACACGAAACAAAUGUCCAUUAAGUUCGCGAAGAUCUUGAUGUAAAUUAAGUGAAGCACAGGACGAAGGUCCUGACCACAAGCCGGUCCUAUGUAAAAAGAUCUAGAGAUCCAGAUCGCUCGACUUUACGAACCGUGAUCUAAACGGUAGAAAGGAGAAUACUACAAGGUCCUUGGACACCGUAAGGAGUUAUAUUUAUAUGAGCAAUGGGAAGCGAUCUUACGAAAUAAUAAUUCGCCAUACCGAUCGUUUACGGUAGUUCUUGAAGAAGGCACUGGAGCAGUUCUAUUGAAAAAGAAAAACUAAGAACACUCCUAAGUCAUUCAUAGUAAAUAAAAGUUUUUCUCCAAGUCUUCAUGAUGGAGGACGAGCUAAGGUGUCCCUCGUGUAAGGAAUUAUUUACGGAUCCAGUGUUAUUGCCGUGCUGGCAUGCAUUGUGUCUUUCGUGUGCCGUGAAUUUGCAAGCACCACCGGAUUCACCACCAGAAUCAACGACGGAUUCCUCAAACGCACCAGGUUCUGACCAGGAAGCCGACAAGCUGUCUAUACUGUCCGAAACGGAUUCCGGAGUUGUCUGCAGCAGCACGUCUACCAGUUCUCGGCCAGGAAGUUACGUGGGUACUCCAGGAAAUGGUGGCUUUCCACCCUCUGGUGGUACCUUGUGCUUAUCCUGUCCCGUGUGCCAGAAGAACGUCUACUUCGACGAGGGUGGCGCACAUAACUUACCCAAGUACAGAGCGAUGCAACGCAUAGUCGAAAAGUACCAGGACGCCAGGAACAUACGCUCCCAGUGUCAAAUGUGCGAAGGGGAACCUAGGGAAGCUACAGUGGCGUGCGAGCAAUGUGAGGUUCUUUACUGCGACUCCUGCAGGGAAUCCUGUCAUCCCAAAAGGGGCCCACUGGCUGCGCACAAUCUGGGCCCACCAAGAGGCAGCUGGCAAUCGAAUAACGUUAAGGGCCCGCGAGGAUUGGGGCACGACGGUAUACCACAUUGCUCCGAUCACAAUGGCGAAUCUGUCAGCCUCUACUGCGCCCUGUGCAAAUCCGCCACGUGUUCCUUGUGUCUGCGGGAUCGGCACGCUGCACAUCCUCACGACGUUUUACCACUGGCAGCAGCUUGUAAGGCCCAGAAG
This is a messenger RNA of Cephus cinctus (wheat stem sawfly), 2401 nucleotides long. RefSeq names its product E3 ubiquitin-protein ligase TRIM9 (gene Trim9). The record is from RefSeq and is a predicted model, not a curated record. Lineage: Eukaryota; Metazoa; Arthropoda; Insecta; Hymenoptera; Cephidae. Gene Ontology annotation, molecular function: protein binding; zinc ion binding.